Enterobius vermicularis (human pinworm) is the source of this 1686-nucleotide messenger RNA. The record is from the annotation of a GenBank genome assembly. NCBI's taxonomy places the organism in Eukaryota, Metazoa, Nematoda, Chromadorea, Rhabditida, Oxyuridae.
AUGUUAGCUGUCGUUUGUUUGUUGCUAGGAUUAAUUCAGUUAUGUCAUGCGGAUAUUUUUACCGCUAUUGCAGACAUGCAAAAUUUGUUAGGUGCAGAAAAAGAGGUAAAAACACUAAUUUCCAAUUAUAUCGAAGUUGAAAUGGAUCGACUGGAACGUUUAAAGAAAAUAGCGGAAGAAUACGCUGCACGUAAUGCAGAAGCAAUGCAGUUUGGCCCAGAAUAUUUAACAAAUCCAAUUAAUGCGUUUAAAUUGGUAAAACGUCUAACGCACGAUUGGUACUUGGUAGAAAAUGCUAUGACAAAAAAUUCAGCAGAUUUCUUUCUCAAAAAUAUUACAGCAACUCGAGCUUCAAAGAAAGCCAAGUAUCCACAGCAAGAAGAUUUGACUGGAGCAGCCAUUGGUUUGGUACGGCUUCAAGCUACUUACAAACUGGAUACAAAAGAACUUGCAUCUGGUAUUAUUAAGGGUAGAAAGAUUGGUAAAGAAAUGACAAGUCAAGAUUGUUUUGAAAUUGGUAGGGCUGCAUAUGAUAACGGCGAUUAUUAUCAUACAGUACUGUGGAUGCAAGAAGCUGAACGUCGUCGUGCAUCUGAGAAACCACCAUUGACAGAUCUUGAAGAUAUUAUUGAAUAUCACGCAUUUGCACUUUUUAAACAGGAUAAUAUUAAACGUGCUUUAGAACUCACUAAACAGUUGCUAAAAUUGGAUCCAAAUCAUCCUAGAGCCAAAGGGAAUAUAAAAUGGUAUAAGGAUAUGUUAAGCGAGGAAGAAGUAAGAGCCAGGGAUAUGCCACCAUUAAAGCUGUAUAGACCCGAUGAUCUUCCAGAACGGGAUACCUAUGAAGCUUUAUGUCGAGGUGAAGAAACGGCCCCAAUAGAUCACACUGUAUACUGUUACUACAAGAUGGACAAACCGUAUCUACGUUUAGCACCAAUCAAAGUUGAAAUCCUACGCUUUGAUCCACUCGUUGUACUGUUUAAACAGAUAAUAAGUGAUUAUGAAAUCGAAUUACGUCGUGCAACUGUACAAAAUGCCAGAACUGGCGAUUUGGAAUAUGCCAGCUAUCGUAUCAGUAAAAGUGCGUGGAUUAGGGGAGAGGAACAUCCGGUGAUUGACCGGAUUAACAAACGCAUUGGAUUGAUGACAAACUUGAACCAGAAUACAGCUGAAGAACUACAGGCACAAAACUAUGGUAUCGGUGGUCAUUAUGACCCUCAUUUUGACUUUGCAAGAGCACAAAACUAUGGUAUCGGUGGACACUAUGAGCCACAUUUUGAUAUGUCAUUGAGAGGCGAAAAUGAUCCAUAUAGAGUUGGGACUGGCAAUCGCAUUGCUACCGUUUUAUUUUAUAAAGAAGAAACCAAUGCGUUCAAAACUCUUGGAACUGGUAAUCGUAUUGCAACUAUACUAAUUUAUAUGACGGACGUCGAACUAGGAGGAGCUACAGUAUUCAUCGAAUUGGGUAACGCUGUGUUUCCGUCAAAAUAUGAUGCCCUCUUUUGGUACAACCUAAGAAGAAGUGGCGAAGGUGAUUUGCGAACGCGGCAUGCGGCAUGUCCAGUCUUGCUCGGUAUCAAGUGGGUGUCGAAUAAAUGGAUACAUGAACGAGGUCAAGAGUUCGCCAGACCAUGUGGCUUGACCGAAGAUGUUGCAGAGAAUUAUGUCGGGGACUUGAACAAUUAG